UCCAGCUGCUGCGAUGAGCGAGCUUAACACCAAAACAUCCCCAGCAACCAACCAGGCACCUGGCCCAGAGGAAAAGGCUGCAGGGAAAGCCGGCAAUGCCAAGAAGGCCGAGGAGGAGGAGGAGAUUGACAUCGACCUGACCGCCCCUGAGACAGAGAAGGCUGCCCUGGCCAUUCAGGGCAAGUUCCGGCGAUUCCAGAAGAGGAAAAAGGACCCCAGCUCCUGAAGGGCCAGCCUGGCCCUCACCCUGCCCCCUCUCCCCGCUGCACAGCUCCGGCUCCAAUGUACCUUUGUCUCUCUGUCCCUCUAGCCUCUGGGUAAGGCAAGUUCAACCCUUAUCUGUUAUUUUCUGUGCCCCUUCAAGCCGUCACUGCAGUAGCGGUGCAAGGAACAGGGAAGAUGAAGACUUCAUCUGGCAGCCACGUGCCUGAGGGUGGACCAGCUUCUCCUUGGGAUGAGCCCCCUUGACCAGCACUUCUGCCCCAUGAGGCUGAAGCAGAGGAGGCUUCGGGGCUGGGGAGGCCUCAAUGUGGGAGGGAAGGGAAGGGCUUCGGAGUGGGGUGCCUGAGGGCAUCUGCACGUUCUGCCUGUCGCCUUCAGGUGACAUCUCCCCUCGCUCCCCUGCACCCCACCUCCUUUCCCUCCAUGCGCUAAGCCACAGUGGGGACGGCAGCCCGCACCCUGGGCAGACCUGGGUCUAGCAGCUUCCACAUCCGUGCCUGCCGGGCGGAUGAGCUUCGAGGACAGCAGCAGGGCUGGGGGAGGCAGGAAGGCUCCUUCGUGUUCCAGGCUGGGACCCAGGGGCAGAGGCAGGGAGGUGGGAACUGGGGUAGAUUUGGGAGGAAAGACAAGUGAAGGGGAGAAAUCUCUGAGGACCCAGGUGACUGCCAGUCAGGGAGACUGUGCUCUGUGAGGGGUCCCUGGGGCUCUGCUGACCUGCCUGCCUCAACCCACCGCCCACGCCUCCCCAGAGGCCGCUCUCACCUGCCCCACUGUGGAGUCAGGACAGGAUGGAAUAGCCACUCUGUGUGAU
Messenger RNA from Molossus molossus (Pallas's mastiff bat), 1033 nucleotides. RefSeq names its product Purkinje cell protein 4 like 1 (gene PCP4L1). The transcript is spliced from 3 exons. The record is from RefSeq and is a predicted model, not a curated record. NCBI's taxonomy places the organism in Eukaryota, Metazoa, Chordata, Mammalia, Chiroptera, Molossidae. Bases 14 to 226 code for a protein of 70 amino acids.